Messenger RNA from Aspergillus ochraceoroseus IBT 24754, 411 nucleotides. RefSeq lists its product as uncharacterized. Lineage: Eukaryota; Fungi; Ascomycota; Eurotiomycetes; Eurotiales; Aspergillaceae. The record is from RefSeq and is a predicted model, not a curated record. The transcript is spliced from 2 exons. The coding region runs from base 1 to 411 and encodes 136 amino acids.
AUGUUCGAGCGUCGUGCAGCAGAUCGCUAUCGUCUCCGGAUGCACCGCGCCCGGACCGUUGCAUUAACUACCGAUGAGAUAGUCGAAGUGCGGGCGGCCCAGCGGACCUUCGAAGGGGCCUAUAUCCGGACCGCGCUCUCCCAGUUCUCCUUUGCUCUCGUCGUCCUCAAAAUCUUCACCCAUGAAUUCUACAGUACGGGCGCGUUGUUUGCGGUCUACGGGGCGGGAGUGCUGAUAAUCGGUCUCUUCCGACGUCAGCAGGGUAACCGGCAGUUUUUCUCCGAGGUCGGAGAAGAUGGCGUCCAUCGUCACAAGUUCAGGACCAGUGGUAAUGCAGUGGUGGUGUUGACAGCGUUGAGUGUUGCUGCCUAUGCCACUCUGAUUGCUUUGACGUUGCGACUCGAUCAGUAG